GAAUUCAGUCGUCAAUAAAACACGUGAGAGAAAGUCGUGUUACGGUGCUGGUUAGAAUUUAGAUUUUAGUGAAAUAUCCCAAAAUGGUAUAAAUUAUGAUAUAAAAAAAAUUUAAUCUUCGGAUAUUUCAUCUAAAAUGCCAGAUGAAAACAAGUUUGCCAUGGACUCCCAAGCAGUGUGCUUGCAGCAAGGAAAAAGUGAUAGAACCUCUCAGCAACAGCAACAGACAAAAGUUUUCCUGCUGAAGUGGCCCAGUGAAACACAGCUGAUACUUCCAGAAACACACCCAUGUGAUGAUUUCCUUCUUACCGAGCACAAUAACUCUAUUCAACCUACUACCAAUCUCUUUAUCUUUGAUUCAUCUAGCUCAAAGGCUUUCCCGUUAUAUAUCAGUAGUUCCUUUUACACUUCAAACAGCAGUCCCAUGGGUUUUCCCAUUAUUUCAGUAACCGAAAACACAACUUACCCAAAUAGCAAUCCUGCUGGAAAAGUCACAAAUCCUGAUUAUGUCUUCACAUUUUCCCAGUCUGAUGUCACUUCUUUUUCAUCUCAAAAUAUUGUGAAUCACGAAGAAAAAUCCAAUAGGAAAUUCGUCGUUCCACCUGCUGAGGCAUCUCCAUCUUUUUAUGAUCAAAGCCUUUUAAAAUGUUUACGCAAGGAAAGUGACGAUGAAAGCAUGUUUUCUAUAUUCAGUCAAGAGAAAAGUAACACCUUUCAAAACAUUGACUCUCCUGCUCACUACACGGAACCGUUUGACAUGUCAUUUCUAUUAAAUCAGAAUUUACGCACCGAAACUCCGAUACCGUCCCUUAUUCCCAUACAUGAGAAGUCAUUCCAAGAAAUGCCUUUCACUGCGAAUCUCAUAAGGGAGAAUGCAUUAUCCAUUGACAUGUUUCCUAAGCCCUGUCCUACUUUAAUGCCUUCGAUGGAAGAUUACGACACAAGGAUAGCAGCUCUCGCACCGGAUGCUAUUUUAUUGUUCAGCGAACAAAUGCGCAAGCACGUGCAACUUCUCACUCAGAUGCAUCUAAUCACAGCUCAACAAUCUACUUUGGUUUCCGUAACGGAAGAGUGUCGUUCCAUGCUGCAAGAUCUCCUUCCACUCAAGCAAAACAUGGAAAUCGCCAAUUUAGAUGAAGCUCUGGAUUUAGUGACUUAUUGGGAGACUAAUGUAACCAAGACCUCACCUGAAACACUCUUUAAAUUUGAGAGGACUGUAGUCACAUCUGGAGAAAGGAAGAAAUUUGUUAAGCGCUCGAGUAAACAUCCUAAUCGCUACCCAUUCAAUCCCACAAUGGUCAAAUUGAUGGCGGAAAGUCGCGUAUUCAUCUACCCCGAGUUACUUCCUACACUUGCCAUCUUCCAAUCAGAACCAGGUCCUUGCAAGAUGUCGCUACAUGAAGAGCAGCUGAUUGCAAUGGGUAUGGAACAGUUCACUCCUUAUUGUACCGAGCUUUUAAACGACGAUGCCAAGGUGUCUUCAAAAGAAAAUCUGGUUUAUACGAUGAUUUCUCACUACAUGCUGCCUCACUGGACCGCCAAACAGAUUGCAACUCGCAUCAAGAAUAAAUCUUUUAACAACAAAAGGAACAAAAAUGAAUCGAAUCCCAUCAAAUAUUAUCGGACAAAUAAAGUGGCCCCGCCCAUACAUCAUGUUGUCCAACCGUUUGAUCGCUACACGACAAAGAGGCUAUGCGAUGUCCCAAUAUCGUUGUUACCGGAACGUUGGCAAGAGUUGUUUUCGAAACCUAAUGCUGCAGGUAAACGACCAUUGGAACCUAUCACCCAUCAGGGACAGCCUAGAACAACCGCUGGGAUUAACCAACAAGACGAAGCUCAUCCAAUAGUGAAACGACGUCGAGUGCUUGGGGAAUUAAUUAAUUAUGAUUAGGAAAAUAUUCGUACCGUCUUAGUAUAUCUGGGGAAAUCCCCCAGAGACACCGUUCUCCCCAGAUUCAUAUUAUUUUAUGAUUUAUUUUACUCUUUCCGAUCGACUUGAUAACUGGAUGCACCGACCAACAUUUCCCGGUGCUGUGGUUGGCCACCAUCUCCUACAAGAAGAAAUCUUGCCAGUAUUCCGUUAACACUUGGAAGUGAAACUAGGCAGCAUAGCUGUAAUAAAUUUGACGCAAAGACAA
Molecule: messenger RNA, 2138 nt
Organism: Daphnia pulex (common water flea)
Lineage: Eukaryota; Metazoa; Arthropoda; Branchiopoda; Diplostraca; Daphniidae
Product: GON-4-like protein
Exons: 7
Coding region: 137-1891 (584 amino acids)
Biological process (GO): regulation of DNA-templated transcription
Cellular component (GO): nucleus
Molecular function (GO): transcription coregulator activity
Source: RefSeq, a predicted model, not a curated record